Messenger RNA from Eucalyptus grandis, 1398 nucleotides. RefSeq lists its product as uncharacterized. The transcript is spliced from 7 exons. The record is from RefSeq and is a predicted model, not a curated record. The coding region runs from base 1 to 1398 and encodes 465 amino acids. Lineage: Eukaryota; Viridiplantae; Streptophyta; Magnoliopsida; Myrtales; Myrtaceae.
AUGUUGCUGUGUGCAGACGAGCGGACGACCGGGUGCAGCCGAAGAGAGAAACGACAGGCCCUCGCAGGAAGCUUCUCAAAGGCCAUUAUGUACUGUGGCACGAGCAGCUCUUCUUGUAGCUGUUGUCAUUGGCGUUCCUCCUUCUUCAAGAUCUUCCCACGGUCACCAAUCAUUCCCAUUUUUGUACUUUUCCUCCUUGUUCCUUCUCCCUUCUUUUGUCGGGCUAGUUCAUUGGAAACCGCCACCGUCCGCACCACGAAUCAGACUUCCCAACCUGGGGAUGAGCUACAGAAGCUGAAGAUGAUAAGGGCUUAUCUCAAGGGCAUCAACAAGCCUCCCCUCAAAACAAUUCAGAGUCCUGAUGGAGAAAUAAUAGACUGCGUUCUAUCUCACCAGCAACCAGCCUUUGAUCAUCCUCUACUAAAGGGACAAAAGCCAUUGGAUCCGCCAGAGGUGCCCAAUGGGUAUGAUUCGACUGGUGUGACCGUGGAGAUUCUUCAACAGUGGAGGAUGUCAGGCGAGGUGUGCCCAGAAGGGACAAUACCGAUACGGAGGACGAGCGAAGCAGACGUGUUGAGGGCUUCUUCAGUUCAGACGUUUGGGAAGAAAGUCAAAAGUCAUGUCCUUGUAGACACUUCAGGCGUUGCUCAUGAGUAUUCGAAAGUGUAUGUGGCCGGAGAUCAAUACUAUGGAGCCCAAGCAACGAUAAAUCUAUGGCAACCAGUGGUGGCUGAUCCAAAUGAAUUUAGCCUCGCCCAAUUUUGGGUCAUGGCCGGCGAUGCUGGCAUUGAUCUUAACACCAUUGAAGUUGGCUGGCAGGUUUAUCCAGGAUUGUAUGGGGACAACCAGUCGAGGCUCUUCAUUUAUUGGACUGCUGAUGACUACGGAGCAACAGGAUGCUACAACUUGCAGUGCGCAGGAUUUGUCCAGACCAACAAUGGGUUUGCAAUUGGGUCACCAAUUGGCCCCCCAUCCUCCUACGGUGGUGCUCAAAUUGAUAUAACUUUGCUGGUUUGGAGGGUACCGGGGAGCGGGAAUUGGUGGCUCUUAUUGCGACCAAACAUCUUGCUCGGGUACUGGCCAUCGGUCCUGUUCACUCAUCUCACAGAGCCCGCGAGCCAGGUGCAAUUCGGCGGGGAGAUCGUGAACUUGGAACUCAUGGGCCAGCAUACGAGCACCCAGAUGGGGAGCGGGCAUUUCGCCGAAGAAAAUUACGGAAAAGCCGCCUAUUUUCAGCAAUUGCAAGUGGUGAAUGGGGACAACUACCUCGUCCCUGUGCAAAACGCCCAGACCUAUGAGGAUGACCCAAAUUGCUACGACCUCCAAGGAGGGAUCGAUCCAAAUUGGGGGACCGCUUUCUUCUAUGGGGGACCCGGAAGGUCUGAGACGUGUCCCUAA